ACGAAACCCCUUGAAGCUCCCCCAGCAAUUCUAGAGAGAGAGAGGUUCAAUGAUGCCGGAUGUUCUAGCGAAGGGCAGGGCUUCCUGCUACAAGGCCCGUGACGCUUUCUAUGCUUGCUUAGAGAAGGAAUCCGACAAAAAGCCCACCGAGAUCGCCACCGUCGGUCUCCUCUACCCCUCGGAGUGCAAGAAAUCUAGGGCUGAGUUCGUCAACCGAUGCCGGCCCACUUGGGUGAAGCAUUUUGAUCGGCAGUAUUGUGCGAGGAGGAGGGUUCAGAGGCUUUUGGACAGCGACGGGUCGCGACGAGGUCCGCUUUCGAUUCCAGAGUCUUCAAACCCUAAACCCUAAUUCAUAUCCUUCAAGCGAUGGGACAAGGUUGGUUGGAGGUUAGCUCAGUUCUGCAUGCUUCACAGGAAGAGUAACCAUGCUGCUUCGCUUUCAUAAAAUCUUCAGUGGAUGGUUUCAUUCAAUAACUGAGUAUGUAAUUUAAUCGUGGAGUCGGGUCCAUAUUGUUGUGACAGAUUCGGUUUAGUCGGUAUAUUUUGUGACGAAUUUGGUUCUGAUAUCCAUGAUCAGUUAUUGAGCAGUGAACACCACCUAGUGAAGUGGAAGUAUUGAAUGUUUGAGUUGUGGUCUUAUGAAAGAAACAAAAGGAUAUAUCUCAUGUUUCAUAGUAACGCGUAGAAUCACGUGAGUUAAUGUGCAGCUUGUGCCAGUGAUUUCUUUGGUCCGUUCCAGGAUAUCUCAAGUUUCAAACACAAACAUUCCAUAUUUUCAUAGAGCUUUGAGAUGCAAUUGAAGUAGAGAGGCCUGAGUAUGGACGUCACUGUUCUUAUUGAGGCUCUUGACAGUUUCACGAAGGCAUCGUGUCACUGGAGUUUCAACCGUUGGUUCGAGAACUUGUAAGGUUGUUUUCGAGGGUUCUUCUCGUCGGAGCAUCUGCAAUCCAAACCAUGCCAUGGCCAUGGAUUAGUGCUAAAGACAACAGAAAGAAGAAGGAAGUGUUGAGGAAAUUAGAUUCAUAAUUUACUUGAAUGUUUGUUUGCGAUUUCGUUUCUUUUCUUUUAAUCGAGGAAGAUGUUUAAAGGUUUAGUUAUAGAUACGUCUUCUGUACGAUAGAGAUUGGGCACUUAUUAUCUCUAAAAAUUUUUUAUCAGCA
Molecule: messenger RNA, 1160 nt
Organism: Asparagus officinalis (garden asparagus)
Lineage: Eukaryota; Viridiplantae; Streptophyta; Magnoliopsida; Asparagales; Asparagaceae
Product: cytochrome c oxidase assembly factor 6 homolog
Exons: 4
Coding region: 50-349 (99 amino acids)
Cellular component (GO): respiratory chain complex IV; mitochondrion
Source: RefSeq, a predicted model, not a curated record